AAUACAAGGGACAACUAAAAUACCUACCAUCCAGUUUGUGUCCCACGUGUAAGGAACUCAAACUCUCCACCUACUAAUACGCCACUCCCCUCUAUUUCUACAUGUUAAUUAAAUUAACUAACUACCUUAAUUUUUCCUACUUCUACUACUACACAUUCCUAAUUAUCCUCUUAUUUUCUUAAUCAUUCUCUGCAGUUCAACUUGUUAUCCUUAAUUAAUCAAGAUCUCAUCUUUCUCUGAAUUUUCUUAUAAAAUUGGAAUCUUGGUCCUGUUUGUGACAUUGGGUAUUUGUAAAAUUAGAUAAAAUGUCACUUCUUGGAACAGUUUUACAGCUGUCGUCCAUGUGUUUGUAGUAAUGCCUCAAAGACCAAGAAACAAUAAGGAGUGCCAGCCAUUUAUUGUAUUUUCCAUGGAGUGAAUUGGUGGUAGAAAGAAAUGAUGGUACCAGAGACAAAUAUGUUACCCUGUAAUGGGGAAAUGGAAAAUGGAUUCGGUAAGGAAGAUUUAUCAGAUAUAGAAGAAAAUCAAGAAGAGUUGGAUCAGUCAAGCCACUCAAAUAUAGGGAAGCCACCAAGAAACACUACAGGGAUGCGGCAUUGUAUCAGCCAAGCAACGUUGACAGGUGCUUCGCCAUUGGAGUCGCCUACACAAAUUCUUCCUCUUAAAUCAUCAUCAAGUGACGAUUCUGGAUAUGUUCCCAUCUUUCGCUCAGGAAGCUAUUCUGAGAUUGGGCCAAAACCAAACAUGGAAGAUGAGCAUAUCUGUAUCAAUGAUCUUUGCAAACACAUUGGCUCAUCCAAGGGGCUUCUUUCUCCUGGGGCAUUUUAUGGGGUGUUUGAUGGUCAUGGUGGCAUUGAUGCUGCAUCAUUCACUCAAAAGAAUCUCCUAAGCUUUAUUGUAGAGGAUACGCAUUUUCCAUUGAUGGUCAAAAGAGCUAUCAGGAAUGCUUUUGUUAAAGCUGAUAAUGCACUGGCUGAUACCCAAUCACUUGAUAAUACCUCUGGAACAACUGCUCUGACUGUGCUUAUUUUAGGACGGACCAUGCUUAUUGCUAAUGCUGGGGACUCUCGAGCUGUCCUAGGAAAACGUGGAAGAGCGAUUGAAUUAUCAAAAGACCACAAACCAAACACUACUUCUGAAAAAUUAAGAAUUGAGAAACUAGGGGGAGUCAUAUAUGAUGGUUACCUUAAUGGCCAACUCUCGGUUGCACGAGCUCUUGGUGACUGGCACAUAAAGGGUCCUAAAGGUUCAAAGGGCCCCUUAAGCUCGGAACCAGAGUUGGAAGAGUUGGUCCUGUCCGAAGAGGAUGAGUUCUUGAUAAUGGGGUGUGAUGGCUUAUGGGAUGUCAUGAGUAGCCAGUACGCGGUAACUAUCGUGAGGAAGGAGCUCAUGCUGCAUAAUGAUCCCGAGAGAUGCUCGAAGGAACUUGUCAGGGAGGCACUAAAGCGUAAUACUUGUGAUAAUCUAACGGUGCUUGUGGUCUGCUUCUCUCAUGAUCCACCCCCGCGAAUUGAAAUACCAAGAACACAGAGGAAGAGGAGCAUAUCAGCUGAAGGAUUGGAUCUUCUAAAAGGUGUCUUGAGUGACAUAUAAAGCAGACUUAUUGUAUAGAUGAAUUAACCUCCUACAUACCAUUGUCAGGGAUUUUUCUGAGUUUUCUGCUGUCCAUGACAAUGGUGGAUUAUUGCUGAUACAAAAACAAAAUGCUUACUGUAAGGAUCUUCCAACAACUUAAUUUUGAUUUAUUCAGUUGUCACUGUAACUAUCCUUGAUUGAAUGUGGCUGCUCUUCAUAAUAAGAUUCAU
Messenger RNA from Solanum verrucosum, 1805 nucleotides. RefSeq names its product probable protein phosphatase 2C 47. NCBI's taxonomy places the organism in Eukaryota, Viridiplantae, Streptophyta, Magnoliopsida, Solanales, Solanaceae. The coding region runs from base 436 to 1593 and encodes 385 amino acids. Gene Ontology annotation, biological process: protein dephosphorylation. The transcript is spliced from 4 exons. The record is from RefSeq and is a predicted model, not a curated record. Gene Ontology annotation, molecular function: protein serine/threonine phosphatase activity; cation binding.